Monoraphidium neglectum is the source of this 2793-nucleotide messenger RNA. Its product is annotated as Endoplasmic reticulum metallopeptidase 1. The coding region runs from base 1 to 2793 and encodes 930 amino acids. Lineage: Eukaryota; Viridiplantae; Chlorophyta; Chlorophyceae; Sphaeropleales; Selenastraceae. Gene Ontology annotation, biological process: proteolysis. Gene Ontology annotation, molecular function: metalloexopeptidase activity. The record is from RefSeq and is a predicted model, not a curated record. The transcript is spliced from 13 exons.
AUGGUGCUAACGUCGCAGUUUGCCUUUUGGCACACCCCGGCGCCGCUGCCGGCCAACGUGCCGGCAGAGAUCUUUUCCGAGGCGCGGGCGCGGGAACACACCCGAGUGCUGGUUGAGGAUGCGGGGCCCCGACAGGUGUCCCUCCCAGGCCUCGACAAGGCGCACCACUACAUCAUACGCCACGGCCGCAGGCUGCAGGCAGCUGCCGCCAAGCGCGAGGACCUGUUUGUGCAGGUCGACGUGGAGUCGCACGACGGCGCUUUCCCCAUCAACUUUCUGGGCCGUCCCCUCACCAACGCGUACCUUAACAUUACAAACAUAAACCUGCUGGUGUCGCCCAAGGACCCAGCUGCGGCGGCGCGGCCGGCCGUCAUGAUUGUGGCGCAUCACGACGCCCCAGUCAGCUCGCCGGGCGCCGGCGACGAUGCGGGGAACGUUGGGGCGAUGAUGGAGCUGGCCUCGAAUCUUGUGGCAGCCGCUGGGACGCUGCCCACCCCGGUACUGUUCCUUUUCAGCGGCGCAGAGGAGGCGCUGUGCCAGAGCGCGAGUGCGUGGAUGCACCGCAGCAAGUGGGCGUCCCGUGUGGGAGUGUUUGUCAACCUGGAGGCCCUGGGGCCUGGCGGAGUGCCCAUCGUGUUCCAGCACACGGGGGCGUGGACGAUCCGGGCGUACGCGCGCGGCGCCAAGUACCCGCGCGGCGCGAUCACUGCACAGGCGGACAGCCCCCUUCCCCCUUUUGCCUCCUCCAUCCGCGCUGACAUCUUUGACGCCGGCCUGGUGAUGGGCGAGACCGACUUCUCCCGCCUCUCGUACCGCCACGCCGGCUCCCUGCCGGGCCUGGACAUAGCCUACCUGGCGGAUGGCGCCGCCUACCACUCGGGCAGGGACACCAUGGCGCGCCUGAGGGCUGGCGUGCUGCAGGAAGUCGGCGAGACACUGACCGGCGUCAUUCGGGCCAUGAGUCAGGACCUAGCGGCCCGCCACGACGCCGGCUCUGCGGCUGGCACCACCUCGAACGAUCAGCCGCAGCAGCAGCAGCAGCAGCAGCAGCAGCAGCAGCAGCAGCAGCGCGGCGGGCAGCAGGGCCCGGGGAUGGAUGGUGCCCCCAAAGCAAUCUUCAUGUCCCUCGGCGCCAGGGUCAUGCUGACAUACAGCACUCAGACCGCCCGCGCCCUGCACACCGCGCCCCUUGCCGUCGGCCUGUCCCUGCCCUGGGCGCUCGCGGCGCUCUUCCCGGGCCACGCGCUGCCGCCGAUGCGCGGGCUCGCGGCCGCGGCCGGCGGGGCGGCGCGCGCGCUGGGCGGCCUGCUGCUGGCGCCAGCGGCGGCUGGGGUGGUUGGGGUGGUCAGGGCGCUGGUGUCGGGCACACCCAUGAUCUGGUUUGCCUACCCGCCAGCCGUCAUCGCCCUAUACCUUCCACUGGCGUUUGCAGUGCAGCUCUUCCUGUACGCCAACACCGACUACACAGCCGCCGCUGCUGCCGCCAGCCCCGGCCCCGCCGCAAACGGCGCUGCUACAGUCGCAAACGGGCGCGCGGCGGCCGCCGUCGCAGCGGCCGUGGCGGCCGGCGGGGCGCCGCCGCCCGCGCUGGCAUACCAUGUGUUGGGAGGCGGCCUCAUGAACAGCAUCAUCGCGGCGGCGACAGCGCCGUUUGACCUCGGGAUGAGCUGCGUGUUUGCGAUGUGGGGCGCGGCCGGCGUGCUGGCUGCGCCGCUCGCGCUCGAGGGCCCCUCCCUGCGCGCGACGCUGGGCGUGCUGGUGGCCACCGCCGUGCCAACCUACGCCUGCUGCGAGAUGGCUGUGGGGGUUCUGCUGGCCCUCAUCGGCCGCAUGUCGCUCACUGGCCACGUGUUCUUCGGGAUGGGCGAUUUUGUCGCGGGGCUGCUGGUCGGCGUCGGGUCGGUGGCGCUGAUGGGCGGCGUCAACACGCCCCUGGUCGUCGCCGCGCUGGGCCGGCGCGGGACGAAGCGCCUGGCGUGGGCCCUGCUGCUGACUUCGCUAUGCGCGUCCGUUUACGCUUCCGCUCGGCUGGCGCCCUACAGCCCCAAGAUGCCCAAGCGCCUGCUGCUCCUGCACCUUCACCACACCGAGGCGCUCCCACUCUCAAAAAACCCCGCCGCCGCGGCGGUUGACGCCGACAUCAGUGCCGCAGCUCACGUCCAGUCGCGCGUCGUCGACUCCCAGUGGGCCUUCGCCGGCACCGACAGCACGCCCGUCGCCGCGCUGCUCCGCGCUAUGCGGCUGCCGCUCGCGCGGGCGCGGCGGCAGCCGGCGGGCGGCAGCGAGUGGUCGUCCAUCUACCCAAUUUCUGAACUCAUCGACGUCCACCUGAUGCCGACGAAGGCGCUGUCGCCGCCGCCGGUCGGCGUGCUGCCUUACAUAAGGCUCGUCUCGGAGGACACCGGCGUGCUCACGGCCACGGACGGCGGCGGCGCAUACCGAGACGUGCACUUCGACGUCUACACAGAGGCGCCCUGCUGGGGCCUGCUUAAUGUGACAGCGCCCGGCGGCGUCCUGUCUUGGUCCCUCACGCCGCAAAAGUGGCGCCCCGGCGGCGCAGCGCCGCGCAACCUCGUGGUGCGGUGGACCAGCCAGCGGUGGCGGACGCCUUGGCGCGUGUCGGUGCGCGUCGCGGCGGGUGCGGGGGCCGACGGGGGAGGGAAGCUGCGCGUGCAGCUGCACGUCGACUACCUCGCAGAGACCCCGGCACUGGCCGCCAUGAAGAAGCGGCUGCCGGAGUGGGGCACGAUGACGUACGAGGCCACCUGCUACAUCUCGGACUGGCGGCUUUGA